Penicillium malachiteum is the source of this 780-nucleotide messenger RNA. It is a transcript of the gene adk1, whose product is annotated as adenylate kinase ADK1. NCBI's taxonomy places the organism in Eukaryota, Fungi, Ascomycota, Eurotiomycetes, Eurotiales, Aspergillaceae. Gene Ontology annotation, cellular component: mitochondrion; cytoplasm. The record is from RefSeq and is a predicted model, not a curated record. Gene Ontology annotation, molecular function: AMP kinase activity; ATP binding. The transcript is spliced from 4 exons. Gene Ontology annotation, biological process: ADP biosynthetic process. Bases 1 to 780 code for a protein of 259 amino acids.
AUGGCUCCUAUCACUCAAGAGGUCGUCUCCGGUCUGCAGGACACCAUCGCCAAGCUGGAGGCUAAGGUUGUCGACCUGGAGCAGCGCCUGGUCAAUGGCGGCGAGAAGCCCAAGUCAGUUGCUGAGCAGAUGCGCAUCAUCCUGAUGGGUCCUCCUGGUGCUGGCAAGGGUACCCAGGCCCCGAACAUCAAGGACAAGUACUGCGCGUGCCACCUGGCUACCGGUGACAUGCUGCGAUCCCAGGUCGCGAAGAAGACCGAGCUCGGAAAGGAAGCUAAGAAGAUCAUGGACCAGGGUGGUCUCGUUAGCGACGAGAUCAUGAUUGGCAUGAUCAAGAGCGAGCUGGAGAACAACGCCGAGUGCAAGAACGGCUUCAUUCUCGAUGGUUUCCCUCGCACAGUCGCUCAGGCCGAGCGUCUGGAUGACAUGCUUACUGAGCGUAAGCAGAAGCUCCAGCACGCCGUUGAGCUGCAGAUCGACGAUGCUCUCCUUGUCGCCCGUAUCACUGGCCGUCUGGUCCACCCUGCCUCCGGUCGCUCUUACCACAAGAUCUUCAACCCUCCCAAGUCCGACAUGAAGGACGAUGUCACUGGCGAGCCUUUGAUCCAGCGUUCCGAUGACAACGCCGAGACCCUCACCAAGCGUCUGUCUACCUACCACGCUCAGACCGCCCCUGUCUGCGAAUACUACAAGAAGACCGGUAUCUGGCGCGGCAUUGACGCCAGCCAGGAGCCUGGUCAGGUCUGGAAGAGCCUCCUGGGUGUUUUCCACAAGAACUAG